AUGUUGCCUGAAUCAACUGUUGUUGUCCCACUGUAUAUCUAUCCAUUGACGGCUGAAACAUGGGCUCCACUUUAUGCAGCCAUCGAAUCGAACCCAAACAUUGACUUUUUGGUCAUUGUUAACCCCAACAGUGGGCCUGGAGAAUCACCUCUUCCAGAUGAGAACUAUUCGCGAGAAGUUCCUCGAUUGAAUUCAUACCGUAAUGUUUACACCGUGGGCUAUAUCCGAAUCGACUACUGCAACAAGCCCCACUCCGAAGCAUAUGCCGAGAUCGAGCGCUACGCGGGUUGGUCAAAGCAGUACGAGGAGACGCACCUUGGUGUUGGCGGAAUCUUUGUGGAUGAGACGCCCAACCAUCACAAUCCGGAGCGUGCCGAGUAUCUCGAAGAAUUGACCAAAUUUAUCAAGAAUACUCCAGGAAUCCUAGCAGAUCGAUUUGUAAUCCAUAAUCCUGGUACCCCACCGGAUGCCCUGAUAGGUGAAUCCGCCGAUAUGUUUUUCAUUUGUGAGGAGCCUUACCCGCGUUACCGAUCCGAUGAAGUCCAGACGUGGCUAGGACGAUUCAAUUACGACCGGAGUCGCUCCGGUGUAAUGAUCAAUGAGGUCCCUAUGGAGGAUCUCCCGGAUUUGGUUCAUGAACUGCGCCACAAGGUAAAAUACAUUUUUGUGACUGAAAUUGCUGGUGAUUUUUACGAGCGGUUUGGCCCCCUUAGUUGGGGUGCAUUCAUGCAGGCUCUGCAGUGA
This is a messenger RNA of Penicillium malachiteum, 744 nucleotides long. RefSeq names its product spherulation-specific family 4 protein. The transcript is spliced from 3 exons. Bases 1 to 744 code for a protein of 247 amino acids. Lineage: Eukaryota; Fungi; Ascomycota; Eurotiomycetes; Eurotiales; Aspergillaceae. The record is from RefSeq and is a predicted model, not a curated record.